AUGCUGACUUGUAGUGUUUAUCUGCUUGUAGCUAAUGCUGACACUGUCAACACUCAACUCGAGAAUGCUGGCACGGCGGGUGUACGACUGGAUGAUAAUGCUGACGUUGACAACUCAUCACUCGAGAAUGCUGACACGGCUGGUGUAAGAGUUGGUUCUUAUGUUGACAUUGCCUCCGAUGAUCAUGACGAAGUUUCGAUGAUUGGGUCUGAAGAUGAUGCGUACAACCCUGACGACGACGAUGAUCUUGGUGACGAUGAUAGUGCCAGUAACGAAGAGACGAAAGAUGAUGAUGUGCUCCAAGUUUCAAGUCGAGGGAGCCGAACGGAUCACGAACGCGGACCUGAUAGUGACGACUCCCGUAAGCUUUUGCAGGACACCGGAAAUAGUUCGACGCUUCGAUUCGAUUAUGUUGAUGCUCUGGACCCCAAUAUUGUUGGUGCCAACGGCACCACUUAUUUGGACACGGAUGGUGAAGGUGAUGACGACUCGGUUGAAGCGGCAGGUGUUUCCGGCGAGGACAAAGAUAGUGAUGCGACUGAUACUGAGAAAAAUGAGACUGCCAGCUUUCGAAGAGAGACAAAUCGUGUCAUCAACCGGAUGUCUGCUGCUCAACGUGAACGCUUGCACAUGAGUAUUGAAGCGUCAUCUGAAGUCUUCAAUGAUGAACAGCUGGACCAAAUGAAGCAAGACGGCUGGAAUGUACUUCCAAAGAAUGUCAAGGCAGAUAUCGUCGAUGACCCAGUCAUAGACAAGAUGUACGAUGGAUAUUGCGGCCCAUCACGAGAUGUUAUGCCGGCAUCGAAGUCUCCACUCAAGCUAUUUUACUACUUUCUGCCAAAGACAUUUUGGCGUCAAGUGGCUACGCAGACCAACCUUUACUGGAGGCAAACGCUAGACGCAAGACUUGAGAAGGUAGAGGAGAUAGAGCGUACUGCUACGCAUCGGACACAACGAACUAGGGCUACAUUACUCAGGAACCUACAGAAAUUUCAACAGGUUUCACCCCAUGAAGUUGUGCAAUGGGUUGGUUUGAUGCUUGCUCACACACUGAGCCCCACCAAGAGCAUGGAAAUGCAUUGGUGCUCGAAAGAAAUUGGGGUUAUACCUGGUGGCACCUUCACCAAAGUGAUGCGUCGAGACCGCUUCCGUGAGAUCUCGCGGUCAAUUCUAUCGGUGCUGGAGAAGACCUUCAAAGAGGCUUAUGCUCUUGGCUCACGCGUUUCGAUUGACGAAGGUGUUCUUCCUUCUCAUAACCGCCGCAACCCGACAAGGACCUUCAUGAAAGACAAACCACACAGGUGGGGUUCUAAGUGUGUCAUGACUUGCUGCGCGGAGACGGGUUACUGCAAGAGAGUUGAGAUGGACAUUGGUAGGUCUGGUGAUAUUGAAGGCUCGCAAUCAAUGGACACUAAGAAUGGCCUCACUGCAGUCGUUCGAAACAUUGCGUGCGUAUUCCGGGGACUUCCAUACGAAGGUCGGCGACUCGUAGUUGGAGACCGCUACUACUCUUCAAUACCACUUGCUCAGCAGCUUCGCACGAUGGGGUUCAAUUACGUCGGCACCAUGCAGACUGACCGCAAAGGCUGGUGUGACCAGCUGAACUACCCUCAUAAAAAGCGUCGAGCAGGUACUCCACGAGGCACGUUCCAAAUGGCAGUGGCAAAGUCCAACCCAGGACUUGUGUCCUUGAUGUGGGCAGACAAUACUAUCGUGUAUUUCCUGGCGUCACAUGUAAUCGCCGAGCCAACGACUGUGCGAAGACGCGAGAGAAGUGGGCCGCCUAGUAAUGUACCUUGCCCAGGAGUCGUAGCUGAGUACCAACGCUACAUGGGAGGGGUGGAUCGUCAUGAUCAAUUGCGACUUCAAGCGUAUUCGAUCCAAAUGGCUAUCAGAUUCAAUAAAUACUACAAGGGCCUCUUUUUAGGUUUGGUAGAUAUGGCGUUGGUGAAUGCGUACAUUCUGCACAGACAUAUCUGGGAGAAGACGAAGAAACGAAGGAACUCACACUUCGAGUUUCUUGCAGCACUACACAAAGCUCUGAUUGAGGAGACAGAGGACAGCUUCACCCAGACAAGAACGUCUUCGGGAGGUCAUGAUGUAACUGAAAGGUCGAGGCCUGUGCAAGGCGAGCAUACGCUAACUCAGACAUCCGAUGUUCGGAUGAAUGGUGGCGUCCAGCGUUUGAGACAGAGGCAAUGCAAGGUGUGCUCGUACUACAAGCCUGAAGGGAAAAAACGUGGGGGCACGUCGACAUUUUAUUGCGAACCGUGUUCACAAGGAAAGCGCGGUUUGAUCACCUUGUGCAAUAAGGUGCGGGGGUAUGAGAAGAACGAAGGUCUCACGUGCUCUCAAAUUUGGCACUUGGCUUGGAAAAAUGGUGAGUUUGCCCCCAAAGCAGCUCACAUUCGAGACAGAGCAUUAGCAGCAGAGUAA
Phytophthora nicotianae INRA-310 is the source of this 2436-nucleotide messenger RNA. RefSeq lists its product as hypothetical. The transcript is spliced from 5 exons. The record is from RefSeq and is a predicted model, not a curated record. The coding region runs from base 1 to 2436 and encodes 811 amino acids. Lineage: Eukaryota; Oomycota; Peronosporomycetes; Peronosporales; Peronosporaceae.